AUGAAGCAAUGGACUGGGCAGUUACGCUCACCAGCAUCGUCUGAGGUCGCUUCUCUUGGAUUGGCUAGCUCUAGUCCUCCCGGUGUUGACUUUGCCUCGCCGCGGGUGUGCCGCGCUGAAGCAGGGGGAUGCAACGACGCCGAGGCAGGGUGCCGCCAUGGCCGAGGUCGGCAGGCUGCAGAGGACGGCCAUGGGGUUAAACCAGAGUGUCUAGCGCCGGCACACAGAAGGCGAGGCGAGGAGCUGAGGAGCCCGGAGGAAGGACGGGUGCGGGUGGAGACGGAUCUUGCGGUGGCAGGUGGCGCAGACCUGGAGCGGAGGACGCGAGGCGAAGGCGGGGCUCCAUCAGCACGUGUGGCUACGCCGCUGCCCGGGAGAGGUUGCGGCCUCGCGGGGAAGAAGCUGGACGCGAGAGCCGAAGGUGAGCGGGCGGAACCAGGUGCGGCCCGCGAAGGUUCCUGA
Messenger RNA from Miscanthus lutarioriparius, 462 nucleotides. NCBI's taxonomy places the organism in Eukaryota, Viridiplantae, Streptophyta, Magnoliopsida, Poales, Poaceae. The record is from the annotation of a GenBank genome assembly.